AUGAGCAAAAAGGAAGCUUUAAAAGGUGAGAACUUAGGGAGAAGAGAAGGGGACAAAAGAUGGCAGAGUAUAUGGGACCUGAACAUUCAAGGAAAAGUCAAGUUAUUCAUGUGGAGAGCAGUGAAAGAUUUAUUAGCAACAAGGAGCAAUCUGGUCAUGCGAAGGAUAAUUGACAAUUCAAAGUGUCCCAUUUGCAAGGUAGAUGAGGAAACAAUAAGUCAUGCACUCUGGUCAUACCCAGCAGCAGCUGAUGUUUGGGCUGAGUCCUUAAAGGUGACACAGAAAUGGAAAUCUGAGGAAACUGACCUUUUAGUAUUUUGGGAGAAAAUGAUGGAAAAGACUAGCAGAGAAGAGUUAGAGGAGAUUGUAAUGGUGAUGAGGAGUAUAUGGGUGAGAAGGAAUAAUUUUAUUUUUGAAGGGAAAUUUGCAAGCCCAAGUCAAGUAAUAAAAGGAGCCAGAGAGGACCUAAGAUUUUUUCAACAGAUUAAGCUUAAAGUAAGGCAAGGUAAUGAUACUUGCUCAGAUAGGAGGGAUGUGAGGUGGAACAGACCAAAAGAGCUAUCUGUUAAGGCAAAUUGGGAUGCGGCAGUUGAUAAAAAAGAAAGAAAUGUGGGUAUUGGGGUGGUUAUUAGGGAUGAGGAAGGGGAGAUUUUGGUAGCAACUAGAGAACAUAUGAGUUAUGUGACAGAUGGUGCAAUUGCUGAGAGUUUUGCUUUAAGGAAGGCUAUGGAAGUGUGUCGUGAUCUUAAUUUCAACAAUAUAUUGUUCGAAGGUGAUGCACAAAACAUAGUGAAUGUUGUCAAUGUAGAGACAAAGGACAUGACUAGGUAUGGUAGUGUCAUUGAAGAUGUGAAUAGUCUGUUAAAGGGCAGAGAAAAGUGGAGUGUGAGUUUUGUGUUCAGAGAGGCAAAUGAGGCUGCACAUGUAUUAGCUAGAGAGGCAUUACUUUUUCAUUCCGAGAUUGUUUGGAUAGAGAAGGUUCCAGAUUGUAUAAGGAGUAUCAUAGUUAAAGAGAAGUCUUGUAGUGAGAAUAUAAUUCAAUGA
Messenger RNA from Carya illinoinensis, 1044 nucleotides. RefSeq lists its product as uncharacterized. The record is from RefSeq and is a predicted model, not a curated record. Gene Ontology annotation, molecular function: RNA-DNA hybrid ribonuclease activity; nucleic acid binding. Bases 1 to 1044 code for a protein of 347 amino acids. The transcript has a single exon. Lineage: Eukaryota; Viridiplantae; Streptophyta; Magnoliopsida; Fagales; Juglandaceae.